Molecule: messenger RNA, 1937 nt
Organism: Acomys russatus (golden spiny mouse)
Lineage: Eukaryota; Metazoa; Chordata; Mammalia; Rodentia; Muridae
Gene: Kcnj11
Product: potassium inwardly rectifying channel subfamily J member 11
Exons: 1
Coding region: 379-1551 (390 amino acids)
Biological process (GO): potassium ion import across plasma membrane; regulation of monoatomic ion transmembrane transport
Cellular component (GO): plasma membrane
Molecular function (GO): ATP-activated inward rectifier potassium channel activity
Source: RefSeq, a predicted model, not a curated record
GGGGUGUAAUGGGGGCUGGUGAGCUGAAAGACUCGGAGAUGAUAAGUUCUGAGGUGGUUUGAGAAGAAAGGCCGGGGCCAGGGAAAGGGAGUUUUGGGGAGGUCCAGAGGUGGUGGAGGAGAUCUGAAAGGCGAUCCAGGGUAGAGCACUGGCUGGAUUGGAGGCUCAGUAAGCAAUGAGCAGAUAGAGCCGGCAUCUGAAGCUGGUACAGAAAGAAGCAGGACCCAGCUGGGGGGGUAUAUCAGCCUAGAGGUUAAUAUAAGCUUAGGAUAGCCUGAGGAGGAGAAGGCUCAGAAAGAGGACCCCACAGACAGGCCCUAGGCCAAGUCAGUGCAGUGACCCCCAUGGGGGAAGCCCCUUCCUGGGGCCACCGGAGCCAUGCUGUCCCGAAAGGGCAUUAUCCCUGAGGAAUAUGUGCUGACCCGGCUGGCAGAGGACCCUACAGAGCCCAGGUACCGUACACGGGAGAGGAGGGCUCGCUUCGUGUCCAAGAAAGGCAACUGCAACGUCGCCCACAAGAACAUUCGAGAGCAGGGCCGCUUCCUGCAGGAUGUGUUCACCACGCUGGUGGACCUCAAAUGGCCCCACACGCUGCUCAUUUUCACCAUGUCCUUCCUGUGCAGUUGGCUGCUCUUCGCCAUGGUCUGGUGGCUCAUCGCCUUUGCCCACGGUGACCUGGCCCCCGGAGAGGGCAGCACCGUGCCCUGCGUCACAAGCAUCCACUCCUUCUCAUCUGCCUUCCUCUUCUCCAUUGAGGUCCAGGUGACCAUCGGUUUCGGCGGGCGCAUGGUGACAGAGGAGUGUCCCCUGGCCAUCCUUAUUCUCAUCGUGCAGAAUAUCGUAGGGCUGAUGAUCAACGCCAUCAUGCUGGGCUGCAUCUUCAUGAAGACGGCCCAGGCGCACCGGCGAGCGGAGACCCUCAUCUUCAGCAAGCAUGCGGUGAUCACCCUGCGCCACGGCCGCCUCUGCUUCAUGCUUCGCGUGGGGGACCUCCGAAAGAGCAUGAUCAUCAGCGCCACCAUCCACAUGCAGGUGGUACGCAAGACCACCAGCCCCGAGGGCGAAGUGGUGCCUCUCCACCAGGUGGACAUCCCCAUGGAGAACGGCGUGGGCGGUAACAGCAUCUUCCUGGUGGCCCCGCUCAUCAUCUACCACGUCAUCGACUCCAACAGCCCGCUCUACGACCUGGCUCCUGGCGACCUGCACCAUCACCAGGACUUGGAGAUCAUUGUCAUCCUGGAAGGCGUGGUAGAGACCACAGGCAUCACCACCCAGGCCCGCACCUCCUACCUAGCUGACGAGAUCCUCUGGGGGCAGCGUUUUGUGCCCAUUGUGGCCGAGGAGGACGGCCGCUAUUCUGUGGACUACUCCAAAUUUGGUAACACCGUCAAGGUGCCCACCCCACUCUGCACGGCCCGCCAGCUUGAUGAGGACCGCAGCCUCCUGGAGGCCCUGACCCUCGCCUCUGCGCGGGGGCCUCUGCGCAAGCGCAGUGUGGCUGUGGCGAAGGCCAAGCCCAAGUUUAGCAUCUCUCCGGAGUCCCUGUCCUGAGCUGCAGCCUUCUGGCCCACACUCGCUUAUGUGGGCACUUGGAAAGUCAAGUGUGGUACGUAGGGUGGAUGGUGUGCGAGCCCCUCGGCCAGAUGAGGGUCCGGUGUGAGACCAGACCCUCCUCGGUUCAGCCUCCCUGCUGCUGUGUGCCCGGGGUGUUACAAGGCACUUGUCACUAUGCUAUUUCUGGCCCCAGCAGGAGCUUGUACCGGGUUUAUUUUUGUUUCCUGCUCCUCCCUGGCCGAGCUCAGGACUGGCUUACCCCUGUGUCUUUGCCCAACACUGGGGAGGUUGUAGAAGGUUUCAGGGUUCCUCAAGCUGAGGUCUUAAAGCCAGUCUUGGCCCUCCAUGAUUUACCCUGCCACACGCAGACAGGUAAUGGGGGG